Molecule: messenger RNA, 3358 nt
Organism: Echinops telfairi (small Madagascar hedgehog)
Lineage: Eukaryota; Metazoa; Chordata; Mammalia; Afrosoricida; Tenrecidae
Gene: HACE1
Product: HECT domain and ankyrin repeat containing E3 ubiquitin protein ligase 1
Exons: 23
Biological process (GO): positive regulation of protein catabolic process; proteasome-mediated ubiquitin-dependent protein catabolic process; protein polyubiquitination
Cellular component (GO): nucleus
Molecular function (GO): protein binding; ubiquitin-protein transferase activity
Source: RefSeq, a predicted model, not a curated record
AUGGAGAGAGCGAUGGAGCAGCUCAACCGCCUGACGCGCUCGCUGCGCCGCGCGCGCACUGUGGAGCUGCCCGAGGAUAAUGAAACUGCUGUUUAUACAUUAAUGCCGAUGGUUAUGGCUGAUCAACACAGGUCUGUUUCUGAAUUACUAUCAAAUUCAAGGUUUGAUGUCAAUUAUGCAUUUGGACGCGUGAAAAGGAGCUUGCUUCACAUUGCAGCAAAUUGUGGAUCAGUGGAAUGCUUGGUCUUGCUAUUAAAGAAAGGAGCAAAUCCUAACUAUCAAGAUAUUUCAGGCUGUACGCCCCUUCAUUUGGCAGCUAGAAAUGGGCAGAAGAAAUGCAUGAGUAAAUUAUUAGAAUACAGUGCUGAUGUCAACAUUUGUAAUAACGAAGGUCUUACAGCUAUACACUGGUUGGCUGUGAAUGGCCGGACAGAACUACUUCAUGACCUUGUGCAGCAUGUCAGUGACGUCGAUGUUGAAGAUGCGAUGGGGCAGACAGCGCUGCAUGUGGCCUGCCAGAAUGGUCACAAGACGACGGUGCAGUGCUUGCUAGACAGUGGUGCUGAUAUUAACAGGCCAAAUGUGUCAGGAGCCACUCCAUUGUACUUUGCAUGCAGGAGGAGAGCAAUCAGAGACAGUGUGAAAGAAUGGAAUGGGUUAUCAUCUAAUCAGUUUUUGUUUUUUUUUAAUUAGUUGCGACAAGUUCUGGAGCAUCUGUCUCAGCAAAGUGAAAACCAGUACCUAAAGAUUCUAACAAGCCUUGCUGAAGUUGCUACAACCAAUGGUCAUAAAUUGCUUAGCCUUUCUAGCAGUUAUGAUGCUCAAAUGAAGAGCCUUUUAAGGAUUGUGAGGAUUUUUUGUCACGUCUUUCGAAUCGGCCCGUCUUCCCCCAGUAAUGGAGUCGAUAUGGGCUACAAUGGGAAUAAGACUCCAAGAAGCCAGGUGUUCAAGCCUUUGGAAUUGCUUUGGCACGCUUUAGACGAGUGGUUAGUUUUAAUAGCCACAGAAUUCAUGAAAAACAAGAAGGACUCGGCAGAUAUUACUUCGAUUUUACUGAAACAGAAAGGCCAAGAUCAUCAAGAUGCUACUUCCAUCCCUCCAUUUGAAACUCCAGGCCCUGAGAGCUAUGACAAGCUAGCCACUGGCACCAGGGAAUCUCAACCAGAUGCUCUUGCAGAGACACCGGAAGCCAGUGCGGAUUGUCAGGAUGUUAUUUCUAUGACAGCAAACCGGCUGAGUGCUGUCAUUCAAGCCUUUUACAUGUGCUGCUCCUGUCAGAUGCCUCCAGGAAUGACUUCCCCCCGGUUCAUUGAAUUUGUCUGCAAACAUGAUGAAGUUCUAAAGUGCUUUGUUAACAGAAAUCCCAAAAUUAUAUUUGACCACUUCCAUUUCCUCCUUGAAUGUCCGGAGUUGAUGUCAAGGUUCAUGCAUAUCAUUAAAGCACAGCCAUUUAAAGAUCGCUGUGAAUGGUUCUAUGAACAUUUGCAUUCAGGACAACCAGAUUCAGACAUGGUACACAGGCCAGUGAAUGAAAACGAUAUCUUGCUGGUUCACAGAGAUUCUAUUUUUAGGAGUAGCUGUGAAGUUGUGUCAAAAGCAAAUUGUGCAAAACUAAAACAAGGGAUUGCUGUACGAUUCCAUGGAGAAGAAGGCAUGGGUCAAGGUGUGGUGCGUGAGUGGUUUGAUAUUCUGUCUAAUGAGAUAGUCAAUCCUGAUUAUGCAUUGUUUACCCAGUCAGCUGAUGGAACAACCUUCCAGCCCAACAGCAACUCCUAUGUCAAUCCCGAUCAUUUGAAUUAUUUCCGGUUUGCUGGACAAAUUUUGGGGUUAGCGCUGAAUCAUAGACAGUUGGUCAAUAUUUACUUUACAAGAUCAUUCUACAAGCACAUUCUUGGUAUUCCUGUAAAUUACCAAGAUGUGGCAUCCAUUGAUCCAGAAUAUGCCAAAAAUUUGCAGUGGAUCUUAGACAAUGAUAUUAGUGAUCUGGGGCUAGAACUGACUUUUUCUGUUGAGACUGAUGUGUUCGGAGCCAUGGAGGAGGUGCCUUUGAAACCUGGGGGUGGAAGUAUUCUUGUGACACAAGAUAACAAAGCAGAAUAUGUGCAGCUCGUUACUGAACUUCGAAUGACACGAGCCAUUCAGCCUCAGAUCAAUGCUUUCUUACAGGGAUUUCAUAUGUUCAUCCCGCCUUCCCUUAUCCAACUUUUUGAUGAAUAUGAAUUGGAGUUACUGCUUUCCGGCAUGCCAGAAAUUGAUGUGAGUGAUUGGAUAAAAAAUACAGAAUACACAAGUGGCUACGAAAGAGAAGAUCCAGUUAUUCAGUGGUUCUGGGAAGUUGUGGAAGAUAUUACUCAGGAGGAGAGAGUUCUUCUCCUGCAGUUUGUUACUGGCAGUUCCAGGGUUCCACAUGGUGGGUUUGCUAAUAUCAUGGGUGGAAGUGGAUUGCAGAACUUUACAAUUGCCGCAGUGCCGUAUACUCCCAAUCUUCUGCCAACUUCAAGCACAUGUAUCAACAUGCUCAAGUUACCUGAAUAUCCAAGUAAAGAGAUACUCAAGGACAGACUUCUUGUGGCACUGCAUUGCGGCAGCUAUGGUUAUACAAUGGCAUGAGGAAGCCUGGAAGGCUCUUUGGACUGCCGAGGCACAAUUCAGAGCGGCAGAAGUAAUUUAGGGAACUCUCAAUGGAAAUUGGCCUCAGUGUAGCCCAUAGGCAGGGCUGGUGUUUGAAAUUCAUAAGGAUCAGGGUGUUUUUUGUUUUUUUUCCCCUGUCUCCCUUUUCCCUUUUAUGUUUACUCAGUUUGUGAUUCAAUUAGAAAAAAAAUAAUCACAGACUUCAUUUUUUAAGAUGUUAAUUGAAAGUAGUUGAAAUGGUCCAUUUUCAUAAUUUUGUCCUGAGAUUGUGUUAUGACAAAAUCUUACUCUACAUUCCACUGCUUCUAUGUGUUGUCUUGCUAACAGGGUGUUUUCUCCUUACUUUCCUAUGUAUUAUAAGAAAGCAUCCCACCUUGUAUUGCAUGUAAAGUACCAGUUAUAUUUUGGAAAACUAUUGUAUAGAAUGGAUUGAUUUAGGGUGUGUAUAAAGUCACACAUAAUGUAUUUUCCCACAUUGUAUCUAUAUUGCAAUGAUGUUUUUUAGCAUUUUAAUAUUUUAAUAUAUAAAGUUUAGACCACUGUGAGUGACUAACAGCUGAGGAAAUGAUGUCUAAUUUAUAUAUUAAAGCUUACACUAUAUUGUCUGAAUUAUUUGCAUCCUUUAAUGGACUGUUUUCCAAAUGUAUAUAUUGUGGUCACAAAAUGUUUCUUAUGCCUUAUUUUAAUUUAUAUUUAAGGUAAAAUUAAAAGAAAAUAUUUUACCAUA